AUGCCUGUGGUUACUCGGUCUAUUUCCAAUGCUCUGAAGAGAGAGAAAUCGAAAUUCCCAUUAUUCAAACUUCCGAUGCUAUGUGUCGAAGAAAUUUUGUACCUGAUUGAAAUUCUAGAUCUUAUCCGCAUCUCAUAUCUUUCUAAACGAACACAUCGGAUCAUCAAAUCGUUAAAAAGUGCUAUAACAGAUUUGAGAGUGUUUGAACUGGGCGAAGAAUUUCUACUGCAAUUCUAUAUCAAGGAAAAAUUCGAAUCCGUAGGAAACAUCCGUGUGAACAAUGGGUUAGAACUACGCAACAAAAAAUCUUUGAGCCCAACUGUCGUGUUGAGUUGGAAAAAAAGAGUCAUCGAUUACAUGACUCAGCUUUUCAAAAUACCCGUACUGAUUUUGAUUAUUUACUCAGAUAAAAUUUCAGAUGUAUGUUUAGAAAACAUAAUAUUUGAUCAGGAAUGCCAGGAUUUGACUAUCCAUGGGAAACGACCGAUCAAUAAUGGAACUUUGGAAAAAGUAUUCGAGCUCUCCAAAAGUAAACGGAUUAUCAUGCAUGUGCCCAUUAAGCCAGGUUUUCAAUUGGACACUGAAAAAAUGAAAGGAAGAAACAUCAGUAUCAAGGAUGGGAGUUGGCUUAACUAUAAGAGAGACAACAAGUUUAUGGAAUUGUGUACCAAUUUCGAGUUAAUGGAUGAUCAUUUUGUAACACCGUUCCGCUUCGCAUCUUUUGUGGACAAAUGGAUCAGGAGCGAUGACAAACAUUUUGAGAAUUGCCUAGUUACAUGGACAAAUAUAACCGUCGAUGAUGUGGAUUUCAGAAACUUUCCAUUUAUUCCUUUUGAUAGAAGUCAAAGAAGCCAAACGUACAAAUACAAUAAAAAACUAGCGAUUGAUUUGGCCGAAGGUUAUGAUAUCUUGCGAGGAGACGGAACGCUUGCGACGAUUGGAAUUUUGGAAGAUGGAUUCUUUUUCGGUGUUUGGCAUAACCGAUUUCAUGAAAUUGAUGGUCAAGAAAUCUGGAUUUCUCGCAAAACUGGUUUAUUCUGA
Molecule: messenger RNA, 1041 nt
Organism: Caenorhabditis briggsae
Lineage: Eukaryota; Metazoa; Nematoda; Chromadorea; Rhabditida; Rhabditidae
Exons: 4
Coding region: 1-1041 (346 amino acids)
Biological process (GO): embryo development
Molecular function (GO): protein binding
Source: RefSeq, a predicted model, not a curated record